GAUUUGCAGUGUUGUUGACCGAAGCAGAAGCAGAGUUAUAUGAAGAAGAGAUGAUGGGAUGAAGGCAGCCCAAGUGGAAGAAGAAGAAGACCUAGAAGAGAGAUGGUGAGGGGAGAAGGCAGAGGGAAGUGUUGCUCUUACAGGCGAACCACUGUUGUCAUCUGCUCCAUCAACAUCGUCGCUGCUUUUUACAUUCUGCAUUUUCUCUACAGCUCCCUCCACAUCUAUUACAACAAUGCCGAUUCCAACGACGGUAAAUUCACUCAAGAUCAAAUUAAGAGAAUGGAUGAUUCGAUUCGGGUUCGAAAGGCAUCAGAACCCAUAGAACUUGUUAGAUUGGUGAGGGAUAUUAAAAAGGAAUUUUCCAGACAAAAAAGGGCACCAGAAUUGUCUCUACCUGUGAAGCAGCUAAUUAAUAAGGAGAUUCGACAGAAGUUGAAAGGGCUGAACGCUAAUGCAAAUGUGAGUGAACAGCAAGAAGCAGUGGAGAGCUGGCGUCAGAAAAAACUACAAGAGGUCAAACAAUUAACUCUUGGACAGGCAACCUUGAAUUCAACCAUUCCAGCCAAAGAAGCCCAGAAGCUUUUAAGAGCUUUGGAGUCUGAUUGGACUGUGCUACUUGAAAAAAUUGGCCUUUGGAUGCCUGGUGAAAUUGUCCACAAGGAACAUCAUGAUAAACCUGAGAGAGAACUAGAACUUGAGGAUCAAAUUAUACCUGGCCGGCGGAUUCCACCUGAAUGCCAUGCUGAGAUUCAUACAGAUUAUGGUGGGGCUGCUGUCAGAUGGGGUCUGACCAACCAUGAGGAAAGUGCUGCUGACUGUUGUCAGGCCUGCUUGGAUCAGGCUAAACUUGCAAAGCCGGGUGAAUUGAAAUGCAAUAUAUGGGUUUAUUGCCCUUCUGAGACAGGGUGCCAUUCACCUGAUAUUUAUGAACACAAGCAUCAGGAAUGCUGGCUAAAAUAUGCAGAAAAACCUCGAUUGAGCUUCAAAAACAAGUACUCCGAAUCUUAUAGAAAUUCCCACCCAACUGCACCAGUGAUUGUUCCCUGGGUCGCAGGUGUUAUUAGUACAUGACAAGGGUUUGCAUCAGGAGGUUGGCUUGUAGGGAUGGUAACAAAUCCUUCUCUCAUUUAAACUACAAACACUCACUCUUGAGGCCAGCUCUAAAUUCGAUCAGCUGAUCUUCCUUUGUGAAGGUAUUUUGUAGUCUUAAGCUCAAGUUUGUUUAUUAUACCAUCAUUUUUGUAACAUAGGUUCUGGUCUAGGGGCUUAGGCUUUCAAAGUUCAUAGUCUCACCCUUGGGGGAGUUUUUGAGUAGUGAAACCUACUGAAGCUCAUUGACGGAUGUAAUCAGUAUUUUUUGAUUCAUUAUAAUGUGGAUAUCACGAUUUAUUGCAAUUGAUAUUUCUAUUU
Telopea speciosissima is the source of this 1413-nucleotide messenger RNA. RefSeq lists its product as uncharacterized. Lineage: Eukaryota; Viridiplantae; Streptophyta; Magnoliopsida; Proteales; Proteaceae. The transcript is spliced from 7 exons. The record is from RefSeq and is a predicted model, not a curated record. The coding region runs from base 103 to 1074 and encodes 323 amino acids.